AUGGAAACCGAAGAAAAUAACCAACUAGCCUUUCUCGAUGUGCUUGAUAAGAGAAAUGGAGACCAUUUGGAUCACACGGUGUAUCGAAAACCCACUCAUACAGACCGGUACUUGCACAAACUGUCAAAUCACCAUCCAAGCCAAAAACAGGGGAUUAUCGGAACACUAGCAAAUAGACCAAGACGCAUUUGUGCUAAGGAUCACAUACAAGAGGAACUAAAUCACUUAAAUAAAGCCUUUCUUGCUAAUGGGUAUAAUGAGAAAGAAAUAAAGGCGGCGCUAGCACCUAGGCAGAGGAGACUUGACGCCAAUGAACAGAAUAACACCGUUAAUAAGGCCUUCCUUCCAUAUGUCUCCCAGGUCACCGAUAGGAUUGGGAAAGUUCUCAGGAAACACAACAUCAAAACAAUAUACAAACCUACCCGGAAAAUAAAGGACUGCUUGAGACCAGCCAAAGAUAAAAGGGUACCAUUAUCCUCUGCGAGGAUCUACUGUAUACCUUGUUCCUGCGGUGAAGCGUUAGGGCAAACAGACAAGUCGGCCGUAGCAGAACAUGCUCUAAGAGAUGGUGACCACAAAAUCCAGUUCGAAAACACCCAAGUCAUUGCCACAACAUCUGGAUAUCAUCCUCGUCUGGUCAGGGAAGCUGUUGAAAUUCACAAACAUCCAAAUAAUUUCAACAGAAAGGAAGAAACUCUCUAG
Sitophilus oryzae (rice weevil) is the source of this 702-nucleotide messenger RNA. RefSeq lists its product as uncharacterized. Lineage: Eukaryota; Metazoa; Arthropoda; Insecta; Coleoptera; Curculionidae. The transcript has 2 exons. The record is from RefSeq and is a predicted model, not a curated record. Bases 1 to 702 code for a protein of 233 amino acids.